AUGAACCUGCAACAAGCUAUACGGCGACUCUUCUCAGUCAACACACAAUAUUCACUGUCUGAAGACGCUACCUCUAGAAGCCACGUCGUCGCUCACAAGCUCCGCAAUGUCCCCCGCUGCUCAUUAAACUGCCUCUAUCCUCAAAUUCUCUCCAUCUGCUCACAUACCGACUACACAUGCUUGUGCGCCAAUUUAUCUACAAUAGCAGCAACUACACAUUUCCAAUCAUGUUUCCACCAAUGUCCCGUCAAUCCCGACCAGCGACUGACACCCAACUCCCUCCUCUCCCUCUGCGACCUCUUCAGCAUCCAUCAAACCCUCCCAGACUACAUGACCGCAAACGUUAACCUUGACCGCCGAGCCGAGUUUAUCAACGAUGCGCAGACCAUCUACUCCAUCGUGACAACAAUCUACGCUUCCACACAAUCAACAUCAUCAACCGAGGCUUCAUCACCAAUAGUCACCGAGGUCCUUACCGUGAGCGCUGAGUCCGGGGUCGGAACAACAACACAAACAAUUUUCAGUACCGCAACCGACUCUACGACAUCAGAUGACGACACACCUACAACUACUUCCGAACAACCCAACGUCGUCACAAUAACAGAAACCCGCCUCGUCUCAACAAUGCGUAUGACAUCAGUAGCGACACAAACGUCUUCCUCUAAUAACAAUAACACGGGAGGUUUGUCUACGGGCGCUAAGGCCGGGAUUGGGGUAGCGGUGCCCAUUGGCGUUGCUAUCAUCGCGCUUUUAAUAUUUGCUUGGUUUCAAAGGCGCAGGAAGAGGAAGCAACAGGCUGGUGAUGUCAGUAACAGUGAGGAAAGCGGACAGGCCACAACGAUACAGCAUGCGGAAGGCAAGGGUCCAAGUAUGGCCCAGAACAUUACGACUGUACUCCCCGAGAUCGACGGCGCACCACUCAACGAAUCUGAUAGUCGGCCCGUACAUAAUUCGGCUGAUCGGCCAGUAUUUGAGCUAAGUACUGGGUCUGUUCGAAGGCCGAGGCGGGAUGAUACACAAGAUGUAUCUGGAGCUGUUGGGGUAGAUGAAAUGAACGCUAAGCAGGGUGCUGUGGGUGGUGAGGUCGCAUCGUCAGCCUCGGUUACAUUGGGUGAAGCGCCGGCUGAGCUAUCUUCUGAUGGCGUUCGAGACGGGGAGUCGACAGCAUCAGUAGUAGCGUACGAAAGGAUGAGUUCGUCGGAAUUACAGGAAGAAUUAGCUAGAGUGGCCAGGAGUAGAGAGCGGUUGCAGUAUUUACAGACUUUAGAGGAGAGAGAGGAUAUGAUCCGGAGGGUGCUUGCAGGGCAUGGGGAGGAUAAUGUGUCGAGGGCCGAGAGUCGAAGAGAGGGUGGUAGUGGGUGA
Molecule: messenger RNA, 1362 nt
Organism: Aspergillus neoniger CBS 115656
Lineage: Eukaryota; Fungi; Ascomycota; Eurotiomycetes; Eurotiales; Aspergillaceae
Product: CFEM domain-containing protein
Exons: 3
Coding region: 1-1362 (453 amino acids)
Source: RefSeq, a predicted model, not a curated record